CCUCAAGUGCUUACCAUGCCAUCAUUCUCGUUCUCCAUUGACUUAAUUCGGCGCCUAGUGGACGGUGGCAACAGCGCAAUCAUGCAGCCGUGCUCUUGCAGCGCUCACGCCAACUGUGUGAUUUCAAGAUGAAGGAAGAACAUAUAAAACACUUCGUUUGUGCCAUGGGGGGCCGAAGCGGCGGCAAACCACUCCUUUUUUCACUUACCCAACGACUCUCACACAAUCAUGGCAUCCGACGGCAACGUCUCGUCAGCCGACUACAUUGUCAUCGGCGGUGGCACUGCAGGUCUCGUUGUCGCUAAUCGGCUGUCCGAGGACCCCAACGUCCACGUUCUCGUGCUUGAAGCUGGUCAAGAUCAUGCCCAAGAUCCACGCGUGAACAUCCCGGCCCUGUUCACCACUCUGAUGGGCUCGGAAGCAGACUUCCAGUAUCAGACCACUCCACAGCCAACUCUCAACGGACGUCAAGUCAAGCAACCGCAGGGAAAGCUGCUCGGCGGUUCAUCCGCCAUCAACGGUCAAGCCUUUAUCGCUCCCUCAAAGGCCGACAUCGACGCCUGGGCCAAGCUGGGAAACCCAGAGUGGGACUGGGCCUCGCUCUUGCCAUACUACAAGAAAUUCUACACACUGACUCCACCACCGGACAAGGAGACUCUCGACCACCUAGGAAUUGACUGGCUCGACGACGAGACUCGUGGUACCAACGGCCCAGUCCAGGCUUCGUUUCCCGGUGUGCUUCAAAAUCCAAUGAUCAAGGCCUGGAUUGAUGCCUUCAAGGCAAUGAAUUACAACGCAACUAGUGAUCCAUUCUCCGGAAAGUCAAUCGGUGGUUACAGCAAUGCCGCCACAAUUGAUACAAGAACCAAGACCCGCAGCUACUCUGCUACGGCCUAUGGCAUUCCCGCACUACAGAGACCCAACUUUCAUCUCGUCACUGGCGCGACCGUGCAGAAGCUUUUAUUUAGCAAAGGACCCAACGGCGUCACGGCGACAGGGGUACAGGCCAUUAUCGGCGGUCAGUCCAAGACCUUCCCCGCAAGCAGGGAAGUCAUCCUAUCAGCAGGAGUCUUCAACACGCCCAAGCUUCUUGAGCUUUCCGGCAUCGGCAACGAGUCCAUUCUCAAGGAGCAUGGCAUUGAGACUAUUAUCAACAAUCCUGGUGUCGGCGAGAACCUACAAGAUCAUCUCAUGACUGGAGUCAGCUUCGAGGUUGUCGACGGAGUCAUCACUGGCGAUCCGCUAAUGCGACAAGAACCCGAAGCUCUGCAACAGGCCCAGAAGCUGUAUGCCGAGCACAAAGCUGGUUCCUUCACCAUGGGCGGAGUGCAAUCCCAUGCUUUCAUGCCAGUGCUUGAGUUCGCCGAUGCCGCUGGCCAGAAGGCUCAGAAAGAGCUCUUCGACAAGUACGCACCAAAGGACAGCCGAGAAGCCGAAUACUACAACCUCGUUCGCUCCAUCGUCGAGAGUCCCGAAGAAGGCUCCGGUGCCUGGUUUAUGUUUCUAGCCCAGGCCAACCUUCACGAGCACGGCAAGAGCUUUGUCGGUACGCAACUACUGCCAGAGAAUUUCGCCAGUCUAGGAUGCGCGCAGAAUCACCCUUUCUCGCGUGGUUGGACUCACAUUUCGUCCACAGAUGUCGAUGCCACGCCAAACAUCGACCCGAACUACUUCUCGCAUCCAAUCGAUCUCGAACUGAUGGCGCGCCAUGUACAAACCAUGGAGACGCUGAGGAACACUCCAGAGCUUGCUAAGUACUUCAAGCCUGAUGGAAAGCGGAAUCAUCCGGACGCUUUCAACAUCAAGGACCUCGAGGGCGCCAAGAAGUAUCUUCUCGACACCGCGCUGACAACCUACCACGGAUGCGGUUCAGCGCCCAUGUUACCCAGGGAUAAGGGCGGUGUAGUUGAUCAGGAACUCAAGGUCUAUGGUACUAACAACCUGCGUAUCGCCGAUGCUAGUUUGUUCCCUUUGAUCCCUCGCAACAACAUCAUGUCAACGGUUUACGCCGUCGCCGAGAAGGCGUCGGACAUCAUCAAAAGACAUUAA
This is a messenger RNA of Periconia digitata, 2049 nucleotides long. The record is from the annotation of a GenBank genome assembly. Lineage: Eukaryota; Fungi; Ascomycota; Dothideomycetes; Pleosporales; Periconiaceae.